Messenger RNA from Athalia rosae (coleseed sawfly), 5205 nucleotides. RefSeq lists its product as uncharacterized. The coding region runs from base 251 to 4996 and encodes 1581 amino acids. Lineage: Eukaryota; Metazoa; Arthropoda; Insecta; Hymenoptera; Athaliidae. The record is from RefSeq and is a predicted model, not a curated record. The transcript is spliced from 4 exons.
GCGGAGCUCGACCCGCGGCGACAGAGGUGUUCGGAACCCGACGGCGACCGGGUCCAAGCCGCGCUCCGUCGCCGCAGCGCGAUUUAAAAAAAAGAGAAGAAAAAAAACAAACAAACAAACCAAAAAACCAGCCAAAAACCAGAAAACCAGAAAACCAAAAAAACCGCUAAACGAUGUCGGCCGCCGCGUUUCCGCGUUCGCGCGACGUCUGACCCGCCCGCCCGCCGCCGCCGCCGAGGCGAUACCGGAGAUGGCGGACCCUUCCGUCGCCGCUCCCCCCGGCGACAAGGACCCCAGGGACAAAGGGCGCGCCUCGAGGGCCUCGUCGACCUCCAGUCUGGGACGGGAGGUGCGAUGCGGCUGCCAGUUCUACCGCAGCGAUUCCCUGCUGCCCGAGAGAAGGGCGCUGGUCGGACGUCCCGCGUCCAGGAACGCGGUGCGGACGCCCCCGCCCCCUACGGAACCCCCGACGCCCCCGACGUCCCUCAGCGAGAACGAGUACGAGCCCGUCGGGAUGCCCCGGCGGGCCCCGUCGGCCCCCGUCGUCCGCAUCCGCGAGACGGAGGAGGCGGCGCGCCUCGACGACAGCGACGAGGAGUUGGGGCCCAGGGGCGCGGAGCUGUUCAUCCUGGACGGCGACGUGGUGGUCCCGCUCGACGGGAGGAUCGAGGACAGCGUGAUGCAGGCGCGCGAACUGGGGGCUAACGGCGACACCUCCGAGGAACAGGAGACCGCGCAACAGCUCCAGGACCGACUCGAGGAGAGGUUCCUGGACGCCGCCACGCCGCGCACAGGAUCGCGAACGGACGCCGAGAUCAAUACCAGCCAGGUGGACUCGUCGGCACUGGAGGAACUUCCGCUGCGUCGCGGGGCCCGCGGGCUGCCGCAGAAGCUGCGGAAUCAGGCGGGAAAACUGCGCUCGCGGCUGAGGAGCAUCCAGCGUCCGAAGUUCUCGCUGGGCAGAGAACGUCAGAAGACGGAGAAGGUCAAGCAGCAAACGAAGCCGGAUAAAUCGACGACCGCUGCUACGAAUAUUACGACGACUACGACGACGACGACGACCAAGAAGAGCGAGAGGCCGCGUUUCUCGUUACCGGAACGUCCGAGGUUCAGUUUUCCGGACAGAGCGAAAUUCGCGAUGCCCGAGAGGCCCAGGUUGAACAUAAAACGACCGAAUCUAUCGCUGCCGUCGCUGGGUCGCGCCAAGAAACCCCUCAAGGAUCGCCAGAGCACCGGCGAAUCGAAUACCGGCUCUAAACGCAACAUAUUCGACGUGUCCACGUACCCGAGACUAUUCGACAAACGUUCGAAGUCGCGCGGCGAUUACGCGACCUCGUCGCCGAUAGCGUCGCGCGGCCAGUCGCCGGAAACCGCGACGGUUCCGCGCGUCAAGAAGAAGCCCCCCGUGGGUGCCGGUUGGGUGCAACGUUUCUCGGACAUCAGGUACGCCGACGACGAGCCCGAGGGAGCGGUGGAGCGCUCCAAACCCUGGAGGCGGCCGUCGCUCGAGGAGCCGCGGGUUUCCUCCCGCAGCGGCGGAAACGCCGAGUCCGCCGGCCGAAUACCGUGGGAGGAAUCCGACGAAACGUACGACGCCCGGUACCCGACGACGGAAUUCGAGGAAGCGGAUUCCCGCGAGGACGCGACCCACGCUGACGCGGAGGAAACCGAGCGGAACGAGGACUCCGAGGGGGCGACGCCGGAGGAAAGAAGGACGACCACCGGGGGGCCGCCGCCCCUCCCGGGGGAAGGCCCCGGGGCCCCGCCGCCCCCUCGCGCCCCGGAGGAGGACUCCUCGGAGGCGACGGGACUCCCGAGGGAAGAUUGGGCGCCGGGAUACGAGGCGGACGAGGUCGAGGUCCCCGAGGGAUACUCGGGGGACACGGGGGGCGACGAGGAGGAGGAGGCGGAGGAGGAGGAGCAGGGGGGGUACGGGGGUCGUUUCAUGCCGAUCGACCCGCCGUCGAAGACGUACGCCGCGCGGGUCGAGUCGAGCCUGGAUGAGGAGAUCAGCGGUAGGUCGGACCGCGAGCAGCAGUCGAGCGGUAGUUCGGGUGACAGGAGGCGGCGCGGCGUACUCGAGGAGAUCGACUCGGACGAGUUCUUCCUCAGGGCGAGGGGUAUAAGCGGCGACGACGUAAACGUGGGCAGAUUCAUCGCCACGGAGAUACGCGACGCCUUCCGAUCGACGGGUGCCAACGCUCUGGCCGACCUCCGCGCGGAUUUGGACGGCGCGCCGCCCGCCCGUCCCCUGCGCACGCGCUCCCUCAGGAAGCGCAGGGAGCGCGAGGCGCCCACCGGGCCCACCGGGCCCCCGGGGCCCCCCGGGGGCGGCCCGCCCCCCAGACCGAAGCGGGACAGGCGGCACAGCGGGGAGUCGGCCCGCGUCGACGAGGGCGACGGCCGGGGGGAACCCGGGAGGACGGGGAGCGUCUCCGGGUCGAGGCACCGCGUCAUCUACCAGACGGAGGGUGUCCCCGGGGGACCGGAGCCCCUCGACGACAUCGUGGUGGUUAAACCGGCCCGCAGGAAGUCCAGAUCGGUAGCCAGGAGCCGCAGCGAUUCCGGAUCGGCCGCGAUCGUUCCCCCGCCACCCGUGGCCCCGCGCAGGAGAAAGAGGGGACGCGUACGCGACCCCGGAGGUAACCCGGUUGACCUCGACGCCGCCCGGAGGACGCUAUGCAACGGUCACACCAGGCCGACGGAUUGGUCCGAAGGAGUUGAAUUUUCACCAGAGGUUCACGAUGACCUUGAGAACCAGAACCCGGAGGAUCGUUUGCAGAGCGUCGUCGCUCGUCUCGAGCACGAUUACAUCGAGCCCGCCCCGAUCGCCCCGAAGCGUAGAUCGAGGUCCAGAGGUACCUCCGUGGCGGACGACGACAGAACGUCGCGGGGUGCCGAGUCCCUGCCGGAGCUCGGUUACCCGGAGGAGGAGGAGGGGGAGGGGGAAGAGGAAGAGGAGGCGGGGGCGGGGGUCCCCGGGGACACGGAGUCCCUGCCGGGUUACGCGGUGGUGGAGAAGCGCGAGAAGCCCCCGAGGCCCCCGCCCCCCAGGAGACGCAGGGAGAAGUUCGGGGGGCCCGCGGUACCCGUGAGGCCCCGCCGCGCCUACAGCACCCUGGGACCCUCGAGGCGGCGGUCCGCCACCCCGGAGGAGGAGGACAAAAUGGCGGAACGGACGGACGUCACGCCGUACACGGAACUCGACUCGGACGAGCCCGACUCCCACGACGCCCAGGGCGGCGGCAAGGACCUCGACAAGAUCCAGGGGCGCCCCCUCCCCGCUCCCCCCCGGCCGCCGAGGGCCCGACGCGAGGCCGCCACCGACGGGGUGGCGGAAGUGGCGGAAGUCGCCGCGGCCACCCAGACGGACCCGCUGCCCGACGACGUGGUCCUCAUCGAGGAGGAGGUCACGAGCGCGAAGCUCGUCGUCGCACCCUCGAGGACGGGCUCGCAGAUACUGGUUUCUUCCGAGCGGAUCGCUACGCCCACCUUCGGGAGGAGUUCACCGGCGGUACCUCCGCUGCCGCGGUCCCUCCGACGGGACGGAGCGCCGACGAGCGGCCGGAUCCGAACGCCGGAAUACGAGAGCGACGAGGAGGAGGCGGGGAUGGAGGAAGGUCCUGCGGAUGGCGUCCCUCCGGCGAGCCUCGCGUCCGCUCUUCCUCUGGGGGAGGAGAGAUUGAGGAUCGCGAGUCUGGAGGUAGCGGAUCUAAGGGUGGAAAGACUGAACGUCAGCCAGCUGGAAGCCCACAAAAUAUCCGCCUCGGAAGUCGACGCCGUUAUGGUCUCGGCCUCGGAAAUAUCGAACAAUUCGAUCGCCGAGGAGACGGCGUCCAUCCAUCCCUCGCUACUGAAAGAGUUGAUAGCGAUAAGAAAUCAUCUGGAACAAGUCGCGUCGAGUCCACGGCUAAGGGAGCGAAGUCCCGAAAUCGAGCGUCGACGCUCGCCGGACAAAGGAGAGGGCGAACUCCUGUCGCCGGUCGAUCGGCUCAUAGCGGAACUCCGGCGGUCCGACGGGACGGGAGGGGAGGAAAGCGAACCUCCGGAGACCGGCGAUACCUUGACCUUGACCUCGCCAGAGUCGGAGGAUUCCGCUCGGCCGGAUGUCCGGACCGAGGACUCCGUCGAGGGGGAGACUCGAGCGGAGGUGAGGAGCGGAGAUGACGGCGGUAAGCCGUUGAUCGAAACGACGCGGUUUGCCGGCGACGUUCCUGCUGCGAAAGAAUCCGAACCGAUCGAAACGCGCGACGCGACGGUGGCGGAAAAAUCCGAAAUUCCCGACGCCGUUACGACGGCCUCGUCCGCGCACCGAGAAUCCCCCGUGCCACCGACAGAGCCCGGUCUCUCCGCUCCGGCCGGCCACCCGGCCCCGAAGACCGGCGGCAGCGAGUCCUUGGGCAAGGACGAGGACAAGGGGGACAAGCGAAAGCCUUCGAGAUCCAGGUCCUCCUCGCCGUCGAAGGAUGGAAAGAGGCCCGUCAGGCAGACCGCCUCGCCCGUGCGCUCGCUACCCCCUCUGAUAUCCGUGACGCCGGACAGGUCCGAUCCGGUUCCUUGUCCGGUGCCAGAGGUCCAGGUCCUGCCCCAGCGGGCCAUAGUGUCCUACGUACAGAAUGGGGAGGAGGAGGUGCUCCAGAGACCCACGGUCGGGGCCACGCGGUUCGUGGCAUUUCCAACGUCCCAGAUUCCAGCAGACUUCUUCUCCCUAGCAUCACCGUUGAGCAGCGGACUCGAGCCAGAACCGACCGUCGCUGAGAGUACGCAGCAGUUGAUGAGGGCAAUGAGGAUCGCUGGCACCAGAGCUAUGAGGCACUUCGUCGGUUACGUCUCUUCCAGAGUCAGCGUAGAGGAUCGCGGUGAAAAGACAAAAGAAAUUGAACUCGCUCUGUGCGCAUUGCUCCUAUUGAUAGCCGGACUGCUAAUCUUGUGCUUCGGAUCCCCACGCACCGUAACACAUCAUCAUCAUUGGGACUAUUUUAACCCUCCGCAGUGAUACGCAGCAGGGAGUAGAGAAAGCAAAGGAGCCAGCUCUGUCUAAACACGGGCGUAUAAAUAAUUAACUCUGUUUAUUUUAAAUAAUGAUAAGAGAGGACCGGUACAGCUCCGUACUAGUUUGAUUUACCUAGUUAGUUUUCGUAAUUAUUAUUAUAUCGUUGAUGGUUACGUUUUAAUAAAAUGUAAAUUAUUUACACUUCAAGGAAA